Drosophila willistoni is the source of this 1742-nucleotide messenger RNA. RefSeq lists its product as uncharacterized. Lineage: Eukaryota; Metazoa; Arthropoda; Insecta; Diptera; Drosophilidae. The record is from RefSeq and is a predicted model, not a curated record. The transcript has 3 exons. The coding region runs from base 1 to 1677 and encodes 558 amino acids.
AUGAAAGCCGAAGGUGAUGGCUACAGUUGGAAUCGCUCUUUCUCGGAACCAGAUCUAUCUGCCAAUCCAAAGCUAAGUCGUUUCACAAUCAAACAUCCGCACGAAUAUAUAGCUGUUGAUGAUCUAAAGUUCUAUCGUCGUCGUAACCAGCCUGUCCAGUUGCAUACCCGUAGUAAUAUCUGCCUGUACAAUCGGGAUGAGCCGUUGACAUCCUUUGGCUCUCUAAAGUCAGAGUAUCGCAGGCAUUUCAGCUGCGCCACCCCAUCGAGACCCAGGUCAUUGUUAAGGCGAGCCACAUCGCUGCGUUUGGAGGGUUUGAUGCAGCUUCUGUCGGAACAUCAGGAUAAAUAUCACUGGUUCACUGCAGAGGAUUUACAAUUCUCCCGCACUUUUCCCGUACGCAAUCCGGAGAAUCUGCAGUUGCCACCCAACAACAAUAUGAAAAACUCCUCGUAUCUAGCAUAUCCCAUGAUGGAUUCCAAGAUAUUGCCACGCGAAAUGUUUCACGAGGAGGAGCAGCACAAAUCCCAUCUACAGAUGAGAGAUCGGGCGGCAGCUCGUGAGCAACAAGAGCCAGCACCAUCGGAGUACAAACGCCAAUAUGUCCAGCAAUUUCCCAUCGAGAAGGCCCAUUCUAUACCACAGAUGACAAGCAUCAAAAUCCAGGGGGAAGCUGAUUUUGUGGCUGUGCCCGAAUAUCAGGAUAGCUUCAAAAUGUAUGCCAACUAUUCAAAGAGUGCUCCCAUCAAGAAGGAUGACAAUUUGCGCAUCUCUGGCGAACAGCACGAACGGAAUGUGCCCGAAUAUCGUGACAAGUUCAUUGACCCACCCAAGGAUAUGGCGAAAGAGAAAUCACUCAAGACAGACGAUCAUUUACGGCCACGUGGCGAGUUUAGCAAAGAAAUUCCCGAAUACUAUGAGAGCUUCCGUGAUCCCAAAAUAACUGAGAUGCCUGAUAAGGGCAAGCCCCGUGAACCCUUUCUUCGUCUCCGGGGCAAAAUUGAAUUCAAUCCAGAGUAUCGUAACAAUUAUAUCGACUUUCCAAGAUCCCGUCCAAUUGUAAAUAAGCCGGCGUCUACCUUUCGAUUACCUAACUCCAACACCAACUCCAACUCUCACUCCCAUUCCCAAUCAAUCUCCAACUCCGAUUCUUUGCACAGUCCACGUCAAGUGGAUCAGGAACUUAGUAAUUGUCCAAUCGUCCCAGCUUCGGAGGUCACUGCCACGCCGGAAUACCGAAGAGCCCAAUAUAAUUAUCAAAUCCGAGAGAGACCAACAAAGGAAAGUAGCGAUGGAAUCCGCAGGAGCUCGGACACAACGCCUCCCCAUCCGCAAAUGCAUCAACAGCAGCACCCACAGGCCACCUAUAAACGAAGACCUUCACGACAUGCGGCGCACCACGCCCCACCUCCGCCUGUUGCCCGUGUUUUUGAGGAUCCAUCGGUGGCGGUGGGUGCCAAAAAACCCGCCAGAUACGGCAGACGUGCUUCCCUAUUGCAAAAUGUUAAUUGCCGCGAAAACUCGUCCAUAAUCGAAGGCAACCCCAAAUAUGCCGUUGGCGGUAGACGAGGACCCAAAAACAACUCGACAAAUCAGCAGGAAACUGGUUCAUUUGUGGUCCUCGAUGAUGCUCCAUGUAAGCCUUCCAAUUGGAUGAAGAAAACCUGGUAUGAUUAGUAGAUCUAAGAUUGAAUCAAGUUCAUUAUUGAUUUUAAGAACUUUAGAAAAUAAAUCAAAUUCAU